AUGCAAACGUCCGAAGAAGGCAAAUAUUUAAAUUUAUCGUCUGGCUACAACUCCGCGGGUGUACUGGAGAGUAUUGGAAAUGGAAACGAAUCUCAUGACUUGAACAAGACCCCAUGGCCGAUAAAGUUUUCUACUGAGCAGGACUGGUCUCCAGCUACAACGUCCAAUGAGGCAUUCCAAACAUCAACUUUCAGGUUUAACGGACAGUUUCAUUUCGAAUACGACACACCAUCUUACUCCCCGGACAGUCUUGAUAGCUUUCAUCCUGGUCAGAGACAACCUGAUCAGCAUCUUCUUCAAAAUAUUAAUACCACAACCGGCAGUUUCGAAUAUCCUCACAGUAUACCUACUUGGCAACUCAUGUCUUUGUCUAAUUCUGGAACAGAAGCGAUUUUAAAUUGUUGCGAAACUUUUGACCAAGGUGUGGAAGACGUUUCAUUAAACACUCCGAGCCAGGAAAGUUCUAGCCCUGGGACAGGACUAACGUCACAGCCGUCUAAGUUAUUUCUCGAGGAUCACCGUGGAAUCUAUCUCGACUCCACAGGACUUUUGACACCACCUACUUCAGGGGAGCUGCACCGGGUCCCGGACAGCAAAAUGAGAUCUCGCGCUCAGCAGCGACGAGCUAAGACACCAAUUCGUUUGGGGAAACCAGGCAACGAUUGUGUUUUCACGCCGCCGGGUUCUCAUAACGACGAUAGGUUUGAAUUAUCCCAAGAGCUGAUCAAGCGGCUUCCCUCACCCAGACCCACAAAGAGGAAUAUUAUGUCGGAUCCUCUCGAGUCAAAUCAUCUCGCAUGCCAAACUUAUGAACAAUGCGAAUAUACCAAAUCUGAAGAUAUACAAAAAAAGAACGAGAAAGUUAGAGAAGAGGACUCGCACUUGGGACCUUCGAGUGUAACCACCCAGAAAACAUCGAGUUCGAACGGCUCGUCAUUAAACCACUUGGUAAAUACCAACUCGGAGGGUUCAUAUAGCUCAUUAAAUGUUUCGUACGAUUACACCGCGACUGCUUAUUCCGUUUAUGAUUCACCAGCGAAAUGGAACCUAGCUUCGCUAGCACCUAACCCAAGAUUCGCGAACACGCGCCAUCUACUCCACAAGCUGAAACUCCAAUAUGAUGAUGAGACAGCUGGAGGAACGGCAGAACUGCCCCCAAACCUGUUAUACGGACGUGAAUAUCCGCCAUCUACUACAAACACUGAAGGAGAAUUAUCUCCUUACAUGGAUCUAGUUGAUACUGUCCCCGUAGUCAAGGAAACAAAUCCUCUUCACCCUCAGGAACUGUUUGGGGCUGGGCCGUCACGUCAUCGCCCCUACCCAUACCCUUUUAUUAUCGACGAGGGAUAUCAAAGUUUGCAACCGAGUGAAGUGCUUUCUUGCACAUACGAAGACUCACGGAUCGGGGACAUAGAUACCCCGCCCCCAAGACCGCCACCUGAUCCAGAAACCAGCCUUUCCGAGCCACCAGAAGUAUCUGAUCCCAUAUAUGAAAUAAAGCUACCCCCUUCCACAGAGGAAGAUGAUUCUGGCUAUCAAGAAGAAAAGGCUGUGAAGGUAGCAGCUCUAUACAUCUUGAUUCAGUACUUUCUGCUUCGCGAAUAUCAUCUGAAAUCGCAAUCAGCCUCUACGACGCCGUUUUCUAGACCGCCUUCUUCAGCUGAGAACUACCCGGAUUCCCAAUCUGAGCAAUGUGAUGAUUUAGAAGAUCAAGGAGACAGCGGAAGAAAAUGUGACGGCUAUACAGAGAGCUCUGCAGAGACCGCUGGGAUUGAGAGUCGACAAACGCAAGAAUCCCGUGUAAAUCCGCACAAGCGAAAGAGGGACGACCAAGAAGAGGGGGGUAGAGAGGAUGAAGGUGAUCAAGGACCGAACAAGAAAAGAAGCAAAAACGUCGACCUAAACUCACUUGGCUCUCGUCUUGCCUGCCCGUUUGCAAAGGGGAAGCCUUCAAGCCAUUUAGCAUGUGCGCUGAUUGGACGACAAGACCUAGCAGGUGUCAAGGAGCACCUAAAACGCAACCACUUUGAGAAGAAGCUUCCUCCAGAAAUUCGCGCUUGUAGAAGAUGGGAUCAAGUCUUCCGCGUGUGUAUCACAGAUUGGGACGACCGCAAUCCCAUCCCUAGUCCCUAUCUUAGUAUCGGCUUUGAAAUUCUCCGGCCUGUUAUUGGUUUACCGUUACCGGUGGCGGAAAACCUAACAGUUGGUUGUGAAACACCCCGGCAGACUGGUAUAAAUAGCAUGACCCAUGGCAAUACUACGAGCCCAACGGCGGGACAGGCUUUCAGUGGGACUACUAUAGCGCCCCAUGCUCCCUCGACGGUAAACCAACCGCCGGCCGGUGAAGGGCUCGAAGGCAUCGUACAAGCAGAAAACCCAUACUUUCCCCAACCACUCUCCGGAGAACCCCAAAAUUCAAUAGCUGUCGGUGAUACAUCCGUCCAAAACAAUCCAGAGCUACCAUAUCAGCCGAAUCUAGCAGGCCAGUUUGAAUUCCCUCGAGAAUUCAGCGAAUGGGUGAAGCCUAGGGCAGAUCCACAUAUAUCAUGGCCACCAGGUCCUGAGUUAGCAGAAGCGUUUGAUGGUGUACCGCAAUAUCUUUUAGGCAACUAUGGCAUUGACAUGAACCUUGCACCCGCGGAUCUCUACCCAGUGUUAAAAACUGAAUUGAAUAUUCCCCCUACCCUUUCAUCACACUAUGGCACAGCACCUAGUACCGCCCCUCCAAGAGCCGCAUUCCCUCCAACGCCAAACCCAGGGAUCAACACGUCUGCAUCAUUUGUGUCGCCGAAUUCCUCAGCGUAUACUCCGAGCCUUACGCAGAGAAGCACCCUAUAUCUGGCUCUACGGAGCCCCAUGGGCCUAAACAGUUUGACUUUGACAGCUAUGAGACCUUCCUCCAGUUUUUCGAGCCCUGGAUAUUAG
Orbilia oligospora ATCC 24927 is the source of this 2925-nucleotide messenger RNA. RefSeq lists its product as uncharacterized. The transcript is spliced from 7 exons. The record is from RefSeq and is a predicted model, not a curated record. NCBI's taxonomy places the organism in Eukaryota, Fungi, Ascomycota, Orbiliomycetes, Orbiliales, Orbiliaceae. The coding region runs from base 1 to 2925 and encodes 974 amino acids.